AUGCACCUUAUGCUUGAUGCCCAGACACAUUUACGAGAUCCCAGGGUUACGCCAAUACCGUGGCGAAAAGACAUUUUUGAGGAGGUGCAAACUCGACCAUUGACUAUUGGGGUCUUGAUUGACGACGGGGUCGUAAAGGUUCACCCGCCGAUUGACAGGGUUCUCAGAGAGCUAGAAGCAAAAUUGAAAUCUGCAGGUCAUGAAAUUGUGCAGUGGGAUGCUUCCGGACAUAAAGAGUGCAUCGAGAUUAUGGAUUUGUUUUAUACUGCCGAUGGAGGGGAAGAUAUUAGAAGGGAUGUGACCGCCAGUGGUGAGCCUUACAUCCCGCAUGUUGAAGGCUUGAUCAAUCGCGGACAACCUAUAUCUGUAUUCGCUUAUUGGCAACUCAACAAGAGAAAGAUUGCAGCUCAGAAUGCAUACUGGGACAAAUGGAACAACAAAAAGAGUCCGAUUUCUGGAAAAUCGGUUGAUAUACUGCUCAUGCCGACCAUGCCACAUACUGCGGUGCCUCAUCGCACGUGCCGCUGGGUUGGAUACACCAAGGUUUGGAAUUUUCUCGACUAUACUGCACUUUCUUUUCCCGCCGGGCAAGUCAGAGGGGCGACAGAUAUAUUGCCGUCAGAACACUACAGCCCUCGUAACGAGUAUGAUGAAUGGAACUGGAAACUAUACGAUCCACAUACAAUGGACGGUCAUCCCGUGGGAUUACAGCUAGUUGGAAGGCGGUUUGAUGAAGAGAAAGUUUUAGGUAUCGCGACAGUGAUUGAGAAAUUGAUAAAGGAGUAA
Molecule: messenger RNA, 786 nt
Organism: Exophiala bonariae
Lineage: Eukaryota; Fungi; Ascomycota; Eurotiomycetes; Chaetothyriales; Herpotrichiellaceae
Exons: 2
Coding region: 1-786 (261 amino acids)
Source: RefSeq, a predicted model, not a curated record